Molecule: messenger RNA, 1339 nt
Organism: Amaranthus tricolor (Joseph's coat)
Lineage: Eukaryota; Viridiplantae; Streptophyta; Magnoliopsida; Caryophyllales; Amaranthaceae
Exons: 10
Coding region: 305-1150 (281 amino acids)
Biological process (GO): ribonucleotide metabolic process; RNA catabolic process
Cellular component (GO): nucleoplasm; ribonuclease H2 complex
Source: RefSeq, a predicted model, not a curated record
CACAAAUGCUGUUAAAUCUUUUUUUUAGGGCAAAAAUAAUUUUCCAAAAGAAGCGGGAAAAAGUAAAGAAGCAAUGAAUUGGCGCUCCAAUCUGAACUUGACAUCAAGUACUGAGUAUCAGAGUAUGAGUUUUGACCAGUCUCCUCCCCAUUCUUAAUGGGGAUUUAGUUUAGGUAUUUCUACUACUAUUAUUCCGCCAUUUCUAUUGUUUAGAUUUUGAAACUUCCCCUUCUGUUUCUGCCUACAAGUAAAAGCAAAACCCUUGUUUGGUAUAUAAACUAAAAAGGAUCCAAUUUAAUUGCAAAUGAGUUGGUGGGAAAGUGCUGAUGGAGAAAUUCGUGUUCUGAUCGCCCCAGACAAAGGUACAACACAGAUUGGCACAGGACAAUUGCUCUCUCUGCGCCAUCCUAAAUCUGGAAAUGCCACUAAUUAUCUCUUUUUGAAUGAGGCUCUUCAUGAACUUCAGUGCUUUAAGGAAUCCCAUGGCUCCUGGUUUUUAGGGGAAUAUGUAUGCGAAGAUGGAAGCUUAUAUAUAUCAACACCAGUCGAUCUUGUUUUUGUCAUGCUACCUAUAUUUGAGGAUGGUCGAAUGAAGAAGGGAGAUGAUGCAGGGAAAUUCAGACAAUUAGACGAGAUCUUAUUCAUUGACGGCUAUCCUGGAUAUCAACAUUUGUUGCCCGUCCUUGAGAAAUCAAUAAACAUUAUUUGUGAAGUGAAAGAAAUUGGAUCAACUAAAUUCUUUAGGCUUAAUGAUUCUAAGGUUUUAGCUUGGUUGUGUGCAAAGGUUGACAGACUAAAAAAGACUUUACUUGCACUCGACAAGAAUUAUGCUGCUCAGGAUGACAAGCAUACAUUGGCUGAAGCGGUAUCUAUACUGGGAGAGUAUUUGAAAGAUGAGCCAUGGAUGGAGCUUUUGUGUAAUCAUCUAAGGUUGAAUUUACAAGAUUUGACUAGGAAAGUAGAUCAUUGUUCAUCGGUGCCUGAUAAUUUGCGUCAAUCCUCAGUUCAGGAAAAUGGUAAAAUAGAAUCAACCAACAAGCAAGCAACCAAAACAACCAGACAAGCAAAAAAGGUGAAGAUAGAGAAAGAUUCACAUAACAUAAAAGACAUGUUUAGUAGAGCAACAAGGUCCAAAUCUAAGGCAACAUAAUACAUUGAUUGUUGUAAGUUUGUAACUUGUAACUUCCAUUUCAAAUUUGAUGUCAAUCCAUGAUUCUUGUAGUUGUAGUCUACUAAUGUUUUUGACUAUAGUUUUAGUUGCUUCUCUUGGUGUUUUUUUCUGUUUUAACCACUUAUUUUAGUUUUCACCAAUAAUUACAACAACUCUUCUACGUGUGGU